CUCAACGUCAACUGGUUCGACCACUUGAGUGCUUUCCUCGUCGUACGGGACACUGGCAGACGAUGGCUGGUCGCCAAAGCCUGGAAUACGCGCCCAGUGUCUCGUCCUUCGCACCAUCAACAAAUGUGCCUUCCACUGCCGAUGUCAGCCCCCGUCUAGACUCGGUCUUGACUCUAUCGACGGCCACGACCUCGUCAACGCACCAGAGGCGUACCAGGCGGAGCCUCAGUCUCCUAGACAAGAUACCGACAGAAUUUUCUUCAUUGCUACGCUCUCACAGCACCUCCCGUCGAUAUAGUGCCAUAUUCCAGUCUAAUCAAGCCACUAAGGUCCGUUUGUCGGAUUAUGCCGACUCGCAUCCUUCCACCCAGCGGCCUACAUCCAAAGACAUGUAUGCCUCACAAGACAAUGAACGGCCAUCGAGAAAGUCGAAGUCGGGGAACAGGUUCUACAACUUCAUCACCCGUUCACGUUCGCGUUCUCGGACGAAAGCUGAGGCGUCUGUGGAUAUAGAGCCCGUCCUUCCCGACCUUUCCCAAGAUUAUGUGGCUGAUCUUUCGACGCAUUCCCAACAAUCCAGCGUGUCUAGUCGGGCACAAUUGGAACAAAGGUGCCACACACCCAGCUCUAAAUCAUCCGCCCUACACCCAUCUCGACCUCUUUCUUCCACAACAACUGCUACUAAUACUACUAUCAAGCCUCCGACGCCCAAGGCCAAGAGGAGGGCAGCCGUUCCCAUCCCCAAGCCCAAUAUUUUAGCUCAAGAGAAUGAAAAUCCAUCCAAUGCCGCUGGAUCGAGACCUGGCACUCCCAAGCUAUCUACACGUAAAAAGCUUCAUAGCCUUUUUGGAAUUCCUCUCAGUGGCGCUCGCCGUUCCGGUUCGCGGAAAUCAUCCAUAAGUAGCACACGUCCCACCACACCUGAUCUGCAGAGUUCUGCCGACGCACCCCCGCUUCCUCUUCAGCCCGAGGCUCCAAAUUACUAUAUACAUGCCAAUAGCCAUGAUCCAAUACCCCCUCACAUGCCUGGAGCUCCCCUUUCUCUUCACAUGCGCCCUGGGGAUUCCAAUGUGAACCGUACACCCGUCGACCCUUUAGAAUCGUCAACGUCCACCACUGCGUCAUGCAAGAGGGAUACCUUUUUCAAGGCACCCAAGCUAUUUUCAGUUCGUAACCCUCUCGUAACGUCACCAACCCCGUCUACUUUUGAUGACCGCCCUUGUCCCUCUUCACCGCCUCCGCCUGUCGUCUCUUUUCCGAUCAAGCACCGAAGAACGCAGACUCAAAUUGACGCUCAACCUUCGCCAACAACACCUGCAACGCCCGUGCAGCGGGCGACACAACCUGUGGCACCUCAACCUCGGCGUGCGACAACUUUAACCAGUGACAACGACGUUACGAUACCGAGAAUAACUCAUACACCUGCGACGCCCUCACGACCAGGCACGUCACCUCCCAGGCUUAGCCAAAGAAAAGAUUCACUAGACUCGACUCAUCUCUAUCGGGUUAUGUCCGUUGUGGAUGAAGAAAAGGAACGAACGGAGUCGGAUCCAGUCUCGGACAAAGGGAAAAAGAGAAACGACAGUGUUAAACCCGGGCAUCGCUCUGGCGUGAAGAAUGCGAAGGGCUCCAUGGUCCGAUCGACAAGACAUGGUUCUUUUGAUUUUGAGCGGCCUGGGAUGAUCUCGAGGACCGCCAGUGGUAAUUCUGUGAGUACCAAUAUGACCGGCGCGUACAGUUACAACAGAAGCGGCGACAGUUUAAGCAAUGCAAGCCGCAGUGGUGAGCCUUCGGGGCUCGGGUCGUCGAGAUCCGGUGUAGCACAGAAAGAUAUCCCGCUACAGCCGCCAAAGCGACGACGAUCGCACCGUGCUACACCUCCCAUUGCGCCGUUAGAACCCGAUUACACGGGUGCAUCCUCUUCGACCAAUCAUAGCAAAUCGACAACCGGAACCAAUGGUCUAUCGUCAAGUUUAGGUAGGAACGCUGGGAAGCGGAUGCUUGGGUCUGGUGUCGCACGACUCGUCAGUAUACCUCAUGGGCCAUUCUCCUUCGAACCUCCUGUUCCUUCUCCUACAGUUAGCAAUAUGAGUGAAAGUACAAGAGGAAGCGGGAUGGGUGAUCGGGAGGCAGAGGAACGGGAACGGGAGGUGGUGGAAAGACGCAGGCAAGGGGACCAUGAAUUGACAGCGAUCAAGCAAUCGUGGCGGACUGCCCACGUUGAUAUCAAAUCCGAGCCCACACCAAGUACAACCGUCGGGUAUCGUUCUGCCACAAAAGGGAGGUCACUGGAUCUGGGACUGGGCUUGGCAUGGGCCCCAACAAAAGUGAGGGAAGAGGCACUCAUACCUUCCAGUACCUUUGCGUUAAGUCGCAGCACCUCUUCACGGAAUGGGUUGAAGUCUGCAGCUGCCAAAUUUGCCGAAGAGCGAUCGAAAGUAGGCAAGGAGAUUGCAGAGAUGUUCAAGAACGCACUGGGCAUUGAACAAUAUGCUACGUUUAAGCAAUAUGUCCAUCGCUUCGACGCUCAUGAUAUUCCCUUUGACGGUCCUACGGGUAUCAUCGCGCGCGCCGGGCAGUUGUUGGACAACUCGCGAAAUCUCGGCGACGACGGGAAGAAACAUCUGUUGGACAACCUUGUCCGGGUAAUCCUACAAAAUGCUUGAGCCACGCGGAAUCUGUAGUCCCUUCUGAAAACAACAUGCCCUCCUCAUUGCUGUGCGUGUCAUACUCUUUUUCGUUCUGUACAUAUUUUACGACAUAUCUUAUUCUCCAUUUCAAUUCACUACGCCACAUUUAGAAUCAUUUACGUGUAUUCUUGCAUCUAUUCAUGUACUAUCUCUUCUCCAUGCCUAUCCUUAAUGAUUUCGGGUUACAUAUUUGUCUUACGCUCGUCAUUCUGCAAUGCUUUCAGAUGCAUGUUAUUGAUUACUGCACGUUUAUGUUCUUAAGUACGGCCGUCUUAUGACUCCUGGUUCAUAAUUAAUGGAUUUCAUACAU
Guyanagaster necrorhizus is the source of this 3000-nucleotide messenger RNA. RefSeq lists its product as uncharacterized. The record is from RefSeq and is a predicted model, not a curated record. Lineage: Eukaryota; Fungi; Basidiomycota; Agaricomycetes; Agaricales; Physalacriaceae. Bases 63 to 2666 code for a protein of 867 amino acids. The transcript is spliced from 6 exons.